Mobula hypostoma (lesser devil ray) is the source of this 10966-nucleotide messenger RNA. RefSeq names its product protein PRRC2A-like. The record is from RefSeq and is a predicted model, not a curated record. Bases 212 to 7666 code for a protein of 2484 amino acids. NCBI's taxonomy places the organism in Eukaryota, Metazoa, Chordata, Chondrichthyes, Myliobatiformes, Myliobatidae. Gene Ontology annotation, biological process: cell differentiation. The transcript is spliced from 35 exons.
AUUUAGUGGGGGGAGGGGGGAAGUGAGAGGAGCGCAAAAAAAAGGGAAGGCCGGAGAGCCAGGAUCCGUCUCCAUCCGGACUCCUGUGUCGCGUUAUUUAUUAUCUGGUAUCGGUAUACACACAGUGACGGCCCGAUAGAACGAGCCCGGAAGGAGGCACGUUUUAAGGGGUGCCUAAAGGAACCACCGUACUCAAUGACCUUCCAGCGAGAUGUCAGAUCGUUUGGGGCAAACUGCAAAGGGAAAGGAUGGAAAAACCAAGUACUCGUCACUCAACCUUUUUGAUACUUACAAAGGAAAGUCCUUAGAAACUCAGAAACCUACAGUCACUGCACGUCAUGGAUUGCAGAGUCUCGGUAAAGUUGCCGCAGCUCGGCGCAUGCCACCCCCUGCAAACCUGCCAAGCUUAAAAGCAGAAAAUAAAGGCAAUGAUCCUAAUAUUUCUUUAGUACCAAAAGACGGAACAGGAUGGGCAAGCAAGCAAGAAUCACAAGACCAAAAGAGUACCGAUGCAUCGACAUCUCAGCAGCUGGAAUCGCAGCUGCCGCCGGCUUCACAGACGUCUGGCUCCAAUCAGUCGAAACGUCCAGCAGCAGCAACAGCAGUGGUAGCAACUCCACAGGAGACCACCCCUUCAGCACAAAGCGGAACAAAAUCCUGGGCACAGGCGAGCGUUACACAUGGUGCACAAGGCGAUGGUGGAAAGGGAUCAAACCAACAGUCGCCAUUCUCUCGCGAGGAAUUUCCAACCCUGCAAGCGGCUGGAGAUCAGGACAAAGUUGGCAGAGAAAGGGACAUUGCAGAUCAGUCGUAUGGGCCCGGACCAAGCCUCCGCCCUCAAAAUGUGACCAGCUGGAGGGAGGGUGGUGGGCGGAACUUGGGUGCUCCGGGUGUCUCUUUGAUCGAGGGGGAAACCAAAGAGCUAAGCCCAGAAGAAGCAGCAAGCUGUAUAGCAUCCUCAGCCGACCAGAAGGUGCCCCUGAGGAUGGCCGAACAACCACCUAGAUCAGGGAGCGGUGUGCCACAGCAGGCAGUUCCCCAACCAUACCCUCCACCAUACAGGGGGAUGAUGCCAGCUUUUAUGUAUGCUCCAUAUUGUGGUUUACCGUUUCCAGCACCUUAUGGUCCACAGGGAUCUUACAGAUACCCAUCACCCGAUGCCAGCAAGUUUCCUCGUGUUCCUGCUCCUCGAUUGCCUCAGCAUCCAACACGGAUGUCCGAAGCAAUGAAACGACCCUCCAUCCUCAAACAGGACGACUUGAAAGAGUUUGAUGAGCUUGAAAAUGAGACUGAUGAUGGAUGGGCAGGGGCACACGAGGAAAUAGACUACACUGAAAAGUUAAAGUUCAGUGAUGAUGAAGACGAUGAUGAUGCAGAAAAGGGAAAAUCUGAUAACUGGGACGGCCAGCUCAAUCGCCCUGAAAGGCAAGAGUUGCGCAAUUCUGAGCACAGGAAGGAGACCUCAUCGGAGGAACAUCCGUCUGUCAAGGCAACCAGGAGUGAAGGUGCAGCCCCUGCUUCGUCAGAGCUGGGCCCACCCCCUAGAGUUCCUACCAAUUGGGGUCCUGCUGUGGAUUACCAGGGUCGAAGAACAGGCAUGGGCUUGUCCCAUCAGCAUCAGGUUACUCAAGGGCUGUACAGCAUCUUCAGGCAGGCCUCUUCCCUCAGCAUGCACCAGGAUGCAGCCCCCCAGGACAAACCUGGUCCUACUCAGAAGGCACCAGUAGGUGAAGAUGAAGACGAGGCCUGGCGCCAGCGACGCAAGCAGUCCUCCUCAGAGAUCUCAGCUGCCGUAGAGCGGGCACGGAAGCGGCGUGAGGAAGAGGAGCGCCGCAUGCAGGAGGAGCGGCGGGCUGCCUGCGCUGAGAAGCUGAAGCGCCUGGACGAGAAGUUCGGGGCCUCUGAGAAGCGGCAGAAGUCUGAGCAAGAGAAAGAGGAGGCAUCAGAGGGAAAGGAGAAUGAGGAGCCAGUCGGCUCCAACAAACGUCAGAGGACAGCCAGCAGCAGCAGCUUUGAGAUGGCACAGGCUGAUCCCCCGCCUCCCCCUGAAAAGGAAACCAUUGAAGUGAAAGAGGAGACGGGAGUGGUGAGAGUUGAGUCGAAAGUAGAAGUGGUGGUUCCAGGGCGGCAGAUGCAGACUUCACAGGGGUACUCUAAAUACCAGAAGUCAUUGCCACCCAGGUUUCAAAGACAGCAGCAGGAGCAACUGCUUAAGCAGCAGCAGCAACAGUGGCAACAGCAACAACAGCAGCAGCACCACCAUCAGCAGCCAUCCUCCCAGCAGGCUCCAUCACAGCAGCCUCCACAGCCUCUUGCCAUGGCCCCGUCGGCACCUAUGCACCCACAACAGCAGCAGAAGCCAAUGUACCCUGGCUCAAUUGGCCGUCCACCGCCACCUCCCAUGCCCCCCAUAGGCUAUGACCCACGUUGGAUGAUGAUGCCUCCUUACAUGGACCCUCGUAUGAUGCAAGGCAGGCACCCCAUCGACUACUUCCCACCUGGCGUUCAUCCAUCGGGUUUAAUGUCUCGUGAACGCUCAGACAGUGGUGGUUCUGGAUCAGAACCCUUUGACCGUCACCCCUCAAGGGGCACUCCUCCUAUUGACCCCAAGCUGGCCUGGGCUGGUGAUGUGUUCCCAUCAACAGAAAUUCGGCCUCUGGCUUCGCCGAUAAGACCUCAUGAAGAUGAUGACAAAGGCUUGAGAAGUGAAACGCCACCUGUUCGACACCGUGAUGCUGUGCCACCACAAUCCUUCAUGAGCAGCCUCCAGCCUGUUUCAGAGACCGGAGCCCGGCAUGUUGCCCAGAUGCAGCGCUAUCCAUUGGUAGAGCGGCUGGAUGAGCAGAGGCCAAGCCCCUGGCAAAACUCACUGCCCAGCAGCAUCCAGGCAGAACUGGGCAGGGACAGGCGGAUGGAGAUGUCUGCCCAGCUCCAGCAUUCUGCACGCAAACUGGACCAGGAGCCGAUGCCUGCCCGCAGGGAGGUGACCCAGCUCUCACAUGAGGACAAGAAGGUGGAGCCACAUGUGAUGCAUCACCCCCGGGAAUCCGCGGGGCUCCCCAACAGUGUGAAGAAGACUGGGCCACCCCCUCAGCCCCUGGAGCUCCUGCAGCAUAAGGAAGAUCACCAGGCCAAAGAGAACAAACAGGAGGAAAACAGGAAAGGGGACAAACCUGGCCGUCAGGAUGUGCACCGGUCACAGAGGAAGGAACCCAAAACAGAAACCCGCUGGGGUCCCCGGCCUGGCAGCAAAAGCCGUGAUGAGGCAGGGGAGAAACCUGCCCGCAGAGCAGGCCCGAUUAAAAAGCCAGUGCUGAAGGAGCUGAAGAGGGAGGAUAGUGAGCAGGAAACUGAGAAGGGAAAGCCAGCGGCUGGGGAGAAAGUUGCUGUCAAAGGAAAAGACAGACCACUGGAAUCCAAGUUCGAAGCUGACCCCUGCAAGCCCGAUUCUUCCUCUUCCACCGGUUUGAAAGUCAACCAGCCCAGUCCUUCUGUUGUUUCCAAUAAGUCUCUGCCAGGUCCUCCGGUGACCAAUCUGCACGAUGAUCGAGGGAAGGCCAAGGCACCUGGAAAGGACCAGAGGACAGAGAAAGCCAAACCAUCCAAGCCACCUCCAAAGGACUUUGGUGGGCCCCGACGCAGCAGAGACCGUGACCAGAUGUUUGAGGGUGGCUAUGCUGGCCGGGGACGCCCUAGGGGUCGCGGGGAGUUCUUCUCAAGGGGCAGGGGCUACCGGGGCUCCUAUGGGGGCCGGGGGAGAGGUGGCAGGGGGCGCAGCCGUGAGUUCCGUGGCAGCCGGGAGCCAGUGUACCGAGCGGGCGAGGAGGGUGCUAGGGGCUCCUUCCGGCCCAGAAACCCCAGCGAGACACGGAGUGAGGGCUCAGAGUAUGAGGAGAUCCCGAAGCGACGGCGCCAGAGGGGCUCAGAGACUGGCAGUGAGACCCAUGAGAGCGCCAGCGAUGUGGCCCACUCCGACAAGGAGGCCCCUUCGGGUCCCAAGGAGUCCCGCAAUCCCGAUCAGGGACGGAUGGACAAGAGAGGUAGGGCCGAGCCGGCCAAAUUCGGGGACAAGACUCCACCUCGGCUCAGCGACACUUCGCGUGGCAGGAUUUUCACCCCACGUGGCGUGCCCUCCAGAAGGGGGCGGGGGGGCGCCCCGCGAGGUGGCAGCCGCCCCCAGCAGGGUGGCUGGGGCCCCCCUUCAAGGGCACCCCCUCCCAGGAAACAACCGUCCAAGGAGCAGGCAAAGGCUCCAGAGGGCAAGCCACUAGACGUCCCAUCAGGCAAGGAACACGACAAGAGCCUGCCAGAGAAGCCAGCACCAACAGUGGACCCUGGCUUCCCUGAUGGUCACCCUCCACGGCCAGAGAGACCCCUGGACAGGCCACCAAGGAGGCGGCGCCACGGCCGGUCCCAGCAGCAGGACAAGCCACCCCGCUUCCGCCGUUUGAAGCAGGAGCGGGAGGUGGCAGCCCGGAUGAAUGGUGAGAGGAGUCCCUUCCCAGCCGAGUCGCUGCCAGUCAACCCCCCUCCCAACCCCCAGACAGAGGAGGUCAGGGAAGUGGUCCGCCAUGCCGCCGGCACCAAGUCUCCUGACCUUUCCAACCAGAACUCUGACCAGGCCAACGAGGAGUGGGAGACCGCCUCAGAAAGCAGCGACUUCACGGAAAGGCGGGACAAGGAUGGCAUGCUGGUGAAGGGCGUCCCCGGAGCAGUCAAGUCAAUGGAUCCCAACGCCGCCCAGAAGAAGGAGUCAUCCAAGCGCAGUUUCUCCAGCCAGCGGCCUGGCAUGGACCGGCAGAAUCGGCGCUCCAACCCCGGGGAUUCAGGGGGCAAAAACAGCCGCAGCAACGCCGGGUCCAUGAAGAACGAGAAGCGCAACUGGUCAUCUCCAAAGAAUAAGAGGCCAGUAGAAGAACGUGCACCUUCCCUCCCUGCAGCUCUUUCUCAGAAUGCCAGUGCUGUGUUCAGAGUGGACAGGAUUAUUCCCAGUGAUUCUGCUGCUAUCCAGCAAGCCAUCGCUGAAGUCAGCAGCAGGCAUAAAGACCGCAAGCUGGCCCCUGCCAAAGCUAAAGAGAAGAGUGAUAUGUUGACGCAAUUUGACCUGAAUGAUUAUGCAAGUAAGUCCAGAGGUGUGGUGAUCAUUGAUGAUCACCCAGCAGUUUCAGCCGACGAUGAAACCAUAUCCCCCCUGAAUGACGGCUUCACCCGGGUCAUUUCCAAGCGGCAGAAAAGAAUCCUGGAUGAGGAGCGACGCAAAAAGGAAGAGCAUCUUCUCCAGAAGGCUGUCAAAAUCUGCGGGAUAGAUACUUUGCAAGCUUCCUUACCUGGUUUCCCCAAAAAACAGUCGAAGAAGGUUACUAUGUCAACCACCAAAUCCGAAGAGGGCAACACCGGUCAAGCUAAUGCAACUGAUCUGGGAACUCAGAUCUGGAAUACUACACAUUCUGUUAGCACCCUGAAUCCUCCAGCAGCCUCUGGGCUGGACACUUGGAUCAAGCCUUUGAAUGUCUUUGCGGAAGCGGUCAGCGCUGAGGCCAGCCAGACUGACAGUGGGGUGGAUUUGAGCAGCGACUGUCAGGUCUCAUCAACCAGUUCCUCCCAGCGUAGCUCUCCAGAUGGCAGCCUGAAAACAGACACCGGGGAACGUGUUGGGCUCAUUAACCGGAUCAGCACAAAAGUGGUCGAUAUGCGAUCAUCAGAAAACCAGCUCCCAGAACCCAAAGAGCAGAGACAGAGACCUGCUAGGACAGGAGCGCUGAAAGAAAAUAAGUUCCAGGAGACUGCCAGCGAAUUAGGUAAAGAGCAUAAACCUGGGCCAAUAGGAAAUGAGCGUUCACUGAAAAAUAAGAAGGCAAGAGAAGGACAACACAAAUCAAGUCCCGAUAGAGGCACAAAAGCUGUUGGCUUUUCCAUAAGUAGACCGAAAUCAAAGCCCGACCCUGACUUGCUCCUGGAGAGUGAAGUUGCUGUGCCGCCGAUCCAGUUUGGAGUGAGUGCAAAAGAUUCUGAUUUCAAUCUGAACGUGAAUACCCUGCCCAGAUCUGCAAGUUCGUCACCCAACACUCUACAGAAUUCUGCCAGCAACGAUGUGCCUUUAGCUCCCCCACUACCAGUCGCUACAAUUGAGACCCCACCACAAAACAGUGAGAUGGCUCCUGCAUCUCAUCCUGGCAAUGAAUUGACUCUUAAGAUGGAAUCUGCUCGCAAGGCAUGGGAGAAGUCGCCGAGUGUCACAGAGAAGGAGGUUGCUGCAAGUGUGACCAGCACAGAUGUCCCUGAGAUGACUGGUGGCUACCACUCCUUCGUCACCUCCAUUCCAGCAAUACCUGUGGCAUCUGUGGCCCCAUCUGCCGCACUCUCAGCCCCAAGUGGCCAGAUUCCACCCUGCUACGUGGACAGUCAUUACUACAGUGGUCAGCCUCGUGGAAUGCCUCCCUCCAUCUCUCAGCAUCAAGGGUUUCAACAUGGCCUCUCACGGGCGAUUCCAACACAACAGAUCACGCUUCCUCUUCACACUCCCCUGCAGGGCCAGACGCAGGUUUCUGCCCUUGGCAUCCAACAAGGGACACCGGUCUCCCAAACACAGGAUAUGUUUGCUUCCCUUCAGUCUUUCAGGUCCCAACAGUUGUACCUCCAGCCUGGACUGUCCCCACCCUCUGCAGCCAUGGUUCAAGGCUCAACGCUAAUAUCUGGGGGUCCGGUGAAGGGUCAGUAUGUCGGCUUCUCAGCAAUGCAAGCUGGGGAGGUAACAAAGGCUCCAGCAGGGCUGCCCUACCAGCAGGCAGCUUGCACUCCUCCGAUGUCCGUCAUUUACAACACGCAACUGGGCAACUCCCAGCUCAUUGACUCUCAGUUAAUACAGAUGCGGCAAGGCUUGGCCCAGCCAUCUGACUUCUACUCCUCUCCGCUGCAGCAGCCCAGUCAGAGCAACUACUUCACUGCACCGCCGAUGUCCACUGGCCCCCUCCACCAGAUGUUGGUGCCUAUGUUGGGUUCCCAGUUGUCAGUCCCUGGGUUCGGAUCCAUGCAGCAACCCCUGGUUCAACUUCCGCAGUCUCUGCAUCAGUCACAGGCGCAAACCGUCCCUCCAGGGGCUCCCAGACGAGUACUUCACUCCAGUUUUCAUACCACUGCACCUACUCUAGGAAGAGAGGUCAAUCCAGUGGAUCCGAAAUCAUUUCAUUUGGACAGAAAGAUGAAUCAGUCUCCUGCUGCACUUGGAUAUACCGUUCCAUCACCUACAAUGUUCAGAGAUGCUGCCUGGCCUGCUGCGUUCACCAGCAACUUUUAUGUGUGUUGCUUGGAUAACGAAAUUGAUGGCUUUGUGGCACAGAUGAUACGAAGGCCUGGCACAACGAGUCCAAGGGGCAAAUCCCCUGGACCAAUCCAGUGUGGCAUGAAUCCAUUGCUCUGUUUCAGAGGAAAUGUCUCACAGCAGGCAAAGCAACGAGCCGAAGUGCUGCAGAGCACCCAAAGGUUCUUUGAGAGAGUGACACCCCGCAGCAGCUGUAACAACAAUCCCAGCUCACUCCCUGCCACCGAGCAGCAGGAAGGAGAUGCCCUUGCAUCACACAAGGACGAGAAAUCUUCGGGUAACCCCAAGCCAGUGCGGACGGGGCCCAUCAAGCCCCAGAGUGUGAAGCCACAGGAUGAGAAACUGUAACAAGCGAUUAGAGACUGCAGCCUCUCAAAACUGAAGCAAUCUACAUCUAAGGGGUUCUGUUUGUCAGUCUCAAAGGAAUAUGGCUUUUGUUUUUAGAAAGAAAAAAAGAUGAAAUGUGACUGAUGUCAGUGGACUACACAAGUGGUUCGUGAACAAGAGCCAACUCCAGCAGCUUUAACAUGUGUGAGAGUGAAGCUGAACUGGGAGGAAGCAAUAAGGGAGAAGAGGCUAUUAAGUCCUUUUUAAGGAAAAAAAAAGAGACUCUAGAUUUCUUUACCAUAAUGAAGCAUUCAUCUUACUGGUAACUAGCAAGUCCUUGUAGAUCUACUUAAUAAAUGCCAAUCCCUUAUAAGGCAGCUGCUUUCUUUGAGGGACAAACCGUAUAAAGACUAGAAUCGGUUUGAACACAAGGUGUUUAGAAUAAGAGGGCCACUCAGUGAGUCGAGCAUUUCAAAAGUAAUCUGGACAGGUCUCUCUAGCUUCUGUCUUGUCUAUGUUCCAAAACGGUUGUGAAUGUUUGCAGAUGGUGGUAGAUGGGUACAAAUGACUAUUUCCAUUACUGUUUUUACUGUGUGGCGCACACUAUUAAAAGGCAUGUUUGCCAGUGCUGAGGAGUGUAAUAGACACUAGAUCAGCAAGAUGUCUUCCCUCGUUCCUCUAACCCAUUCAUUCUCUGCUGUCCUGUUUUUCCACCCUCGCCCUCCCAAUCCUCUCUUCAAAUUCCUGCAACAACAAAAAAUGAACAGGGGCUUUUCUUUAAAUUUGUUUCUUUUCCCUUCUCCCCUGGCAUUGCAUCUUGUCAAACCGCAGGCACACACAGUUCAUGGAAGGUGAAUAUGCCAGGUUUCAAAUUCAGCCCUUGCCUUGAUGUCAAAUCUCUAACACUGAGCAAAGAAUGUGGGUAUAUUGGUCUCUGACCUGAAAUAAUAUUAGUUACAGGUUCUGUGAACUCAAAGCAGUAGGGCUGGUGAUUUUCAGAGUAAUGACUGUCAGUGUUGAGUGUCCUUGACAGUGUUGCUGUUGCAUCCCAAGGCUUGCCUGUGCUGUAGCAGUGUUAAAAUCAGCAGAGAAAAAUAUCCCUAAAAUACUCGGCAGCUGCUUUUCCCAUCUCAGCAGAGCAGUGGCAAUGUGAGGUAUCUACUGUGCAUCCCAUGGAUGAUGAGGCGGUGGCUAAGGAUCUGAGAAUUGGAACAGAUUGCUCCCUUAUUACCAGAUGGAGACCAGUUUGUAAUCUCUCUCUUUUCCUCUGACUCAGAAGCAAAGCUCAAAUGUUCCAAUAUCUGGAAGAGGGUCACUUAGUACUGAAGCACUGAAUUACAGCCAAUCAUUUUAUUUGCCUCCCAGAGAGAGCUUCUCCUUCAUUGCCACUUUCCAGCUUCCUGAUCUGGGGGUGAGGGGGGCAUGUUGAGGUACAGCAGUCAAUAAAUUCUUCAGACCAAUCAGCCUGCUAACCUUGUUAUCGUUGGAAAUAUCAGUAUGAACGAACAGGGUUAGUGUGUUGGUAUGGAAGAACUGGUGGUGCGCAUCUCCUGCUUUUGCUGUUUGUGUAGAAUAGACUUGGGGAAGGCAAGUAUUUGUAGAGACCUGCCCAAAUGUUGUGAAAUCCCUUUAUUUUAUCUUGAAUGAUAACUGCAAGGAAAGUGACUCGUUUCCUUGCAGGUUCAAUAGAGAUUCUUGGCUUUGAGUUUAAUGGGAUUAAUUGAGCAGGUUAGUUUUGCUACAUUUUUGAUUUUGAUCCAAUUUGUAUUCUGUGCUCUGGGUAUGAGAUGCACCUUUCUCUAGGAGAAGUCAACCUGCAGCAAAUGCAUGUCUGUGGAUGGAUAAGUGAUGUUCCUCUACUACCAUUUCCUGCAGCAUGCGGUUAAGUACUAACCACGGCAGAACACAGGUGACCCAGUUCUACAGAGUCUGGAGCAAGUGGUCUAAGUGGAGGUUUAUUAACUUGGCUCACUGAUCAUGUGGCAACUUGAAGUGUCAGACUGUCACCCCUUCAGAACAAAAGUGCAGGGUUUCAAAUUCAUGUUUUCAAACACAUUUAUGGUUCCACCAUUGUGUAUUUUAUCCCCAACUGCACUUGGUGCUUCAAAUCUGAGUGAUGAGGGUGGGUUCCCAACUUUUGAAGAAAUGCUGAGCUUGCGACUUGUCUUUCUGCCUCUCUCAUUGGAAUCUAGGACUCAGCGCCUGCUGAGCUGAUCCAGUACUGGCGUCUUUUUUUUUUACCAGAUUUCCAUCUCAUUCCCAAAGCCUAGGUCCUAGGAACGCACAGGCUCAGUGUUGUGCUCUCAUCUCCCUUCGGCUGGCAGUGUGUGAAAUAUCUGCUCCCAAGCAACCAGGGCAAAACUUAAGGUUUCUCAUCAGAUAUUAAGGGACAGUUCAGUUCAUUCUGUUGUUCUCUCAGCCCACCCCAACCCACUUUAAUGUGACCCUCUCAACUUUUGAGUACCUGUAAGAAACUUUAGACUGUUAUAUCACUGCUUGGAAGCUUCAGGUUACAGAAAUGGUUCCUCACCCAACCACUACUUUUGUGAUGGUCUGUGUUGCUUAGCUAUUAGGAUACCAUAAAAGCCCACCUUGUGUAGCAUUGAGUGAUGCAGGUCACCAGAGUCGGGUGCUUGGACACGUUGAGGUGCCAUUAAGGGUACAGCUAAGGUCGGUGAGAUUGCCAUUGGUGAGUCACUACUUUGAAAUGUUUUCUGUGGCAGAUCUGCUGUGCUCCCCAAAGCUGGAGUAGCAAUAAACGAUUAACAUACACAAAUCAGUUAGACACAUUACAACUAGUGAAAGAGUUUGAGCUUCACUUUAUGUAUCACAACUUUCAAAACUGUUUGAUGCCUUCCAUUUCUGGCCACAUCAUUUGAGCUGGCAGUGGUGGUGGGAAUACAGUGAGCAUGGGGGGCUGAGUGUGGGCAAACUACAUUCCCAGGUGACACUUUCCAGUGAGAGAUGCAGGGGAUCUGUUUUGUUUUUCAUUUUAAAGAAAGCCAAACCAACAUUUGUACCGACCUAUCACUAUUUUAAACCGUUCAUGUUCAAAGUAAAAUUAAAUGAUGGGGAGGGAGGAAAUGCAAGCAAAGGGAGAGACGGGGUGGGGUACCGGGGAAAACAAAUCCUUUUUGUGAUUGUGUGUGACCUCAUUUGUGAUGGGCCACAAUUGUUCUUUGAAGAUUCACUAGUUGAAAAGCUCUCUGCUGCAUUGUUUGCCUGGCUCCACUUUCAUGUACUGUCACACAGUGUAAUUUAUAAUCCUAAUAAAAGUGGCUGUUUCGAGGGCUGCAGCAAACCCACUCCUCAAUAUUUCAC